AUGGCUCGAGCAACUCGAAGAUCACGUUUCGGACUACCAGAUGUGUUUUUGCAAGAGCCAAAGCAACGAGAGGAUGAGUUAACGGCUGAAACGGUAAAAAAUGGUUUUACCUACAAACCUGUCGAUGCACUGAUGGAACAUGAAGGUUUCAAAGGUCAAGAUUUCUUCAAGAAUGCCGAUGAAGGUAUUCUGGAAUUCUUUCGAAUUAUUUUACUCAAAAAAGAAGAAAAUCAUACGAUGAACGAUAGUACCAAACGAAAACCACCAACAAUCAAUAAAUCACACUUUUGGCCAUUAAUGGGACCACGAACAGCGAAAUCUUUUGAACAGUGGCUAUCAUUAUUAGCAUCAACAGAAUCUCUUGGGAAACUAGGAAAACAAGUGCCCAUUAUUCUUAAGAAAGAAGAUGUUUUCCAACAUCUCUAUGAACAUAAUGUAUCACUUGUACGUGCUUGUUGGUAUAUCAAAAUGUUGGCGCUCUAUCACAGUGCAAAUAACGAUUCAAAACAGAAGAAAAGACACGUAGCAACUGAUCCUUGCACAGAAUGGACAAAGAUUACAACAGAACUUCUAAAAGAAGUUUUUGAUCGUUUAAUCAAAGAAAAUAUUCAAAGUCAACGUGCAACGCCUAUUCCUGAUAUAUCAACUGGUCAUUUACCUGAAUUAACGAAUGAUCAGCAUGCACUUUCCUUGAAUUCAGGCUCAAUGACUCCUCAGUACGCGCCAUCGACACCACAAAUGCAUCAUCAAUCACCAUCAACCAAUCCCUUAUCGGACAAGACGCGUCGACAAUGGGACUACUACAAUCGUCUAUUACGAAUUUUAUUCGAUCAAGGUCUACUCGAUCGGCAAGCAGUUGUCGAGUGGAUUGUUGAUACAUUCAUCGAUCGUAUUAAGCACAAUGAUGAUCUUAAUCUUCGUUAUGUUAUUCCACUUGUAUUCCAAUUUAGCAAUGAAAUUCUUGAGUACGAAAUCUUCUCUCGCAAAAUCUCGUAUUAUUGUUGUAAACGUCUCGGUCAAUACCAUACGGAUAUCAAUCAACCAGUUAACUUCGCUAAUUUAACGUCAUGUCCACAACAUCGCGUUAUUGUCUACUCGCUUUCAGCUGUUAUUCAAUGUAUCACUUUACGUUGUCCAGCAGCACUUCUCUACAAUAAUCCAAUUGACGAUCAACAAAAAACGGAUACACUACUGUUGAAUUACGGUUCACCAUUGGAUUUUCUUCCAUGUGCACCGUCACAGCUUCCGUUACCCGUUGGCAUCGAUCAACAGUUGGUUAAACAAAUGUUAACACAAGCGGAAGAUGAAAUUCGUUGUCGAAGUUCAGCGAUUGAACACAAAUGGUCAACAGAAAAGUUACAACAAAGCAUUUCUGGUCAAACCAUAUCACGUGUUCUCUCUGUUCUGGAAAUUCUCGAUGAAUUCAAAGAAGAAAAGUAUCUUUUAGACAAUGUUUAUAACAAAAUUUAUCCAAAUUCAUAUCGAACAGAAUCGUUGGCAGCUGAAAUCGAAAUUGAAGUCAUUCAUCUAAUGUGCGAUUGGGCAAUAACGACACGGCGGCACGGUGUUUAUCGAGCUUUUUUCAUUGCACGUUUACUUGAACGGCGACAAAAUGAACUGAAAACACUUCGUUUACAAGAAGUCAACGAAGCAGCGGAUGAAAAAGAAUCAACACCAUCGACAAUCAUUCAAGCUCAUCCAUUCCAAUCAUCUUUAACUGAAUACGUCUUAAAGAAAGCUCCAUUCAUCGAUGAACCAUCUACAAACGAUCUCGAUCUAACAACAUCGUUCGCAUCACUCGUCAUGCUCUUCUCUGAAUUUAUCCGUUUGAAUAUCUUUUCGCCCAUGCAAUUUAUGUGCAACCUCGUCGCUCACGGCCUCGUACCGAUAGUUCACGAGAAUCACGACAAUACAAAUAGUUCCCAGGUCAACCCCACUCCUAAUAUGUACAAACCACAUGGUUAUAAUACAAUGAUUCGACAUGAUACAUUAAAUAUGGAUUCCAGUUUCGAUCGACGUCAAACGAAUACAUUCAUCGAUCUUGAUCCAUUGGAAUCGAUGAAUGCGUCACCAUCUACAACACCAAAAACACAUCUCCGACAGACAUCGAAAAUGGACUUGAAUCGUAACUCUCAUCAAGCAAAUGAAGAUUUCAAUAAUCAACAGCAGAAUCGUAAACGUUCGUUGUUUUAUCUUCAGCAAUUUCCAUAUCCAUUAGAAGAUGAUUUUCGCGAUGAUUUCAAUCAAAGAAAAAUCAUUCUCUUCGGAAUUACACAGAAACGAGAUGAAGCAAAACGGCAAUUGAAGGCCAAUGUUCGUCUGUUAAGUUCACUCUUCAAACUACGCAAUUGUUUGGAAACAACAAGUGAAAGUCCACCAUUCACUCGCCCGAUUCCAUUCGCAUCCUAUCUAAAAAUUCGUAAAUCAAUCUUAUCUCUAUCUUAUCAUGAUCAAUAUUAUGUUACCAAUCGUGUUAGUAAACUACUAAUUGAACGUUUAACCAAUUUCAUCGAACGUCGGACAAGUCGAUUACCAUGGUUGGACGAUGUUGCUUUCUUAUUUGAAUUAAUGGAAAAAUCUUUAAACUUAUUUGGAUUGAUACAAACAUGCGUGGAUAUUUUUCGAAUAUUUAGUCGCAUUGAGUCCAUGCAUUCGUUAAAAGCUAGUCCAGGAAUGUGUAGCUAUCGAUUCGAACUUUACUUAGAAAUUACAUCCAUCUUUCGAUUUUAUACACCAGUUCUAAUACUAAUACCAAACAAUAUGAUACAAGUUUUCGACAAUUUGAUACAAAUUACUCAACAUAUUCAAGAUCCAGUUCGCACAACUUCAGUCGAACGUGCCUUACUGAUGCUUAUGCACGAUUCGUACUUUUCCUGUCCUUAUAUAAAGAGUAAAUACAUGGAUCGAGUGCCACAAAUAAUCGCUCUGAUCAAAAAAGAGUUGUACACUCAGACGUCUCAAAACAAUAAACAAGAUGCAGCAAGUGCCAAUUGUCAAUACCAGUCUGACGCUUUCCUCAACAUCAUUGAAGAACCGAGAAAAGCACUGACAGAAUUUCAGUUCGAUCGAGAAAAGAUCCAUCAUACGAAACAAUUGGAUGAAAGUGCACAAGCACGAGCUAGUUUUGUUAUCAACACACUAAUUGCUGUUUCAAAAGCAAAAACUCUAACUUAUAUACAUGAUAUCGCGCAUUUAGCGACUGAGUUAACAUGCCAAGUAGCAUCUCUCGGUUCAGUUUGGUUACUUGCUAUUAAAGCUCUUAGUACAUGCACACCGCCAAAUCGUCAGUCAAAUGCACCAAAUCAUACGAAUGUUUUCGAAGAAUUGCGUCGUAUUGAUGCGAACGAUCUAUGUAUACAUGAUAAUCUGUCGGUUUUUAUUUCAAUUUUAAUUGCGCGUCAUGCACUUUCUAUCAAUGAUUAUAUUAUUGUUAGUGUUCAAUCGAUAAUUGCUUCCACGCCGAAAGAACGUUUAGAUCCUUUAGCAUCGCGAUCGAAUCCUUCGUCAUUACGUGCACGCGGUUCAAGUGGUGAAGAAGCAAAUGAACCCGGUACAAGAUUUACUUGUGAUGUUAUUGAACAUCUCUUCUGUGCAAAUCAUAUCCCGUGGACAAUGAUGAUUUCGUCGCGUGAACGUCGGUUGUUAGCAUCGAAUUAUCGUCUUGUUGCAUUUGGAGCAUUUUUGUGUGUGCUAAAGUCAUUAUUAAUUAUUAGUCAGUCAUGUUUUAAAGAUUGUAAAGUCUAUUAUGAACUGUGCCGUGAAGCAACACAGCGGCAUAAGGACAAUGAUCGUCUGUUUAAUACUUCGAAUAACGAUGCAAAUAGUCAAGCCGAAAAAGAAUUCCGGCUGUAUCGUGAGCCAGUUCCAGAAGAAUUAGUCGAUUUAUCUAUGCGCGUAUUGAAAUUAUGCUGUGAUCAAGAUUGGAUUCAAGAACGUUGCUUAAAAGAAUCGGAUACACUAUGUAAUCAAACAAAUCUAUGUGAUAAAUUAUUAGAUGAUGGGCAAGCACAACAAUUACUCCGAUUUAUAUGUUACAAAUCAACCUCGGAAUUGACUAAAGUUUCAUUUGAUAAAGGACCAAAACCAAUCAUUUCAUCUUUAUUACAAAAUCUUAACCAAUGGACAUUACGUGCCACAACUCUAGAAUUAAAAUUGAUGCUCAAAAUUCUAGAAUACAAUGCACCUUCGCAACGACCACAGGAUGCAAAUUUUAACGUGUCACUAGCUCUUAAAACACAUGAACACAACACGUUGCAUUUGUUGCAAUCGAUAGCUAGUGCAACAAUUGAAUUAUUUCAACAUCAAACUGAAGGACGAUAUGGCGCGUUAGCACAAAACACUGAACAUUAUGAUCGAAAAGGAAUAUGGUUAAUUGCACCGUUGAUAUCACGUUUACCGGACAAUGUACAAAGUCGUAUAUUGCAAAUAGCUGGAAGUGUUCUUGAAAACGGUAAUUCGAUGUUGAAUUCGUCGAAGAGUAAAAAUGACAAAGAAAAUCAAGUUCUUCGAAGCAUUUCAUUAUUAAGUCAUCAGCCAUUUUUAUCUCUCGUUCUUUCCUGCUUGAAAGAUCAAGAUGAUCAACGAACUGGUCUACUUGACUCCUUACGCGGUCAACUUGAACAAUUAUAUAAACAAGAAUGUGAACAUUGUUCAACACCGGGAAAAAAUCUUUCAAAUAUAUCAUUAACUGUCAAACCAACAGGGGGUAAUAGUGGUAUUGGUAGCGGAGGAUCAUAUCCAGAUUGUCGUUGCAAUUGUCACAAAACAGACUGGCAAAUCUAUUCAAAUAAUCUGGCACCCAUUGUUCAAGAUGACCCGAAUAUGAAAGCAGUGAUAUUUGAAUCCUUACAACUUCGAUUGAGUCUUAUUGGUGGAAUGUUCGAUACGAUCGUUCGUAACAACAAUUCGGCAACAGAAUGGAUUUCUGUAUUUGCUCAACUAAUUGCAUCAGGUGUCAUUGAUACAAAGAAUAAUUCGCCUCUAUUAAAUACCGUACUCGAUAUGCUUGGUGUUCUUGUUCAUGGAAUUGUGCCGGCGGAAGGGCCUAUUGAAAAUAGUCGCGUAUAUAUGACAUUGGUACGGAAGAUCCGUAAAGAUAUUGGUGAAAGACGAUCAGAAGCAUUAGAUGAAGUGAAACGAUUCUUGCCAUUACAAAAGCCAUCGUUUGAUAUAUAUGUUGUUGAACCAUUUGAUGGUGUUAACAGUCGAUCAUUGAACUCCGAAAUGAAAAAACAUGGUUUACAAGUGGCGCGAAAAGAAAAGAUUAACAGUUGGGAAAUGAUUGAAGGUACAAAAUCAGCAACAUCCAUUUGCUUUUCAUGGUUUUGUGCGCGAAAGACAGAACGUAAACGGUUACGAUAUGAAGAACAAUAUCGUUUAUUACUUCGACACAAGCAUAACAUUUUUGAUAAACCUCUUACUUACUUUCGAGAGUUACCACGUGUUCCAGUUGAAGCUCCGGAGCAUCCCGAAGUGGAGUUUGUCGCUGAGAAUCGUCCAUCGAUUCAUCCAAAUCAAAUGCAAACUGGUCCAGGUAGUUAUGUUUCAAUGGCAUCUAUGCAUAAUCCUAUGAUGCAACAGUCACCUGGUAUGCCAAUGUCUAUGCAGUCACCUAUGGUUGAUAUGUCAGGUAAACAACCGAAUGCAAGUAUGAUGGGUAUGCCGACAGCUCGUGGUACGCCGGAACGUAAAGUGCGUGGCCAAGCUCCUGGGCCGGGCGUACCUCCAGCUAAACAGCGCGCUCAACGUUUGCCGCGUGGCACGGGCCCACGAGCCGCUGCCAUUCAACCGCAAGUUCCAACCGCUCCGAAUGUUUACGGAGCUCAACAAGCGCCUGGACAUCCCUCAAUGUUUCCACAAUCCACUUAUGGUCAAUGGAUGCCAUCGCAACCCAUGUCUGGUCCUCAACAACCAUCUAUGAUGUCUACAUAUUCUAAUGGGCUGCAAAUGAAACCACAACCACCACACAUGAUGCAAAACGUUCGACCAAACAGCAUGGUUCCUGGUCGAACAAGUGUACAGUAUCCAAAUCAACCAAUGCAACCACAGCAACAACCUAGUGCAAUACCACAACAACAACAACAACAACAGCAGCAACAGCAACCACCACAAGGACAACCAUCACAGAUGUCAGUUGGAUAUGUGAAUGAUCCAACGUCGAUGAUGAUGUCAUCAGUUAAUGCGAAUCCCAUGGCUCAAAAUAUGAAUCGACAGCCACCAAGUUCCACUGUGUCUGGUAAAAGAAAACUCACGGAAUCUACUAUUUAUGCUCCUGAUCAAUCACAAUAUGCAACGCCAGCAAAAAUACCACCUCAAACAGCAGGUGCAUCAAUGUCACAAUAUCAACCAAAUCCAGUUAUCAUGCAACAAAACAAUUAUAUGCAUCCAGCUCAACAACAACAACAGCAACAACAACAACAACAGCAGCAGCAGCAACAACAGCAGCAGCAGCAGCAACAACAACAACAGCAGCAGCAACAACAACAACAACAGCAGCAACAGCAGCAACAACAACAACAACAACAAGUAUCUCAUUCACAAAUGUAUUCUCAAGGACAGAUGCCUUCCGCUUCAUAUAUGAAUAAUCAAAUGCUUGGAAAUCCAGCAAAUAUGAUGCCACAACAAACACCUGUCUAUCCUAACAUGAUGAGUAAUCAACAGACAAAUGUUUACAAUACUGGACCUGGCAAUCCAGCGAUGAAUCGAACAGCAAGUCAAGCGCCUAUGCCAAUGUCUAAUCAACAAUGGCAAAACACUCAAGCAAUGAACGUUGGACGGCAACCACCCAAUCCAUACAAUCAAAUGAUGCCACCUGAUGUUCAACAGCACUAUGUUCAACAACAACAGCAGCACUAUCAAUAA
This is a messenger RNA of Adineta ricciae, 6861 nucleotides long. Lineage: Eukaryota; Metazoa; Rotifera; Eurotatoria; Adinetida; Adinetidae. The record is from the annotation of a GenBank genome assembly.